Molecule: messenger RNA, 472 nt
Organism: Dioscorea cayenensis subsp. rotundata (Guinea yam)
Lineage: Eukaryota; Viridiplantae; Streptophyta; Magnoliopsida; Dioscoreales; Dioscoreaceae
Exons: 1
Coding region: 167-352 (61 amino acids)
Source: RefSeq, a predicted model, not a curated record
UUGAGUUUGUGUUUUUGGGAUAUAGACUCCAUCUUUAUAUGCCUGAUGUCCCUCAUCUAAUUAAGGGAUAUGAGAUUAUAACAUAAUACCCGAUCGAGGGGAUCAUAAUCAUAUGAUUGAUUGAUUGAUUGAUUGAUUUUGUAAUUACAGACAGAGAAUUUGGAUAAUGGUGUGGCAGUACCCACCGACGGCGAAGCAGCUGGCGUGGACGGGGUGUUGGUUCGCGGCGGGGCUGGCUCUGAUCGCAGUCGGAGUUCAUCUCUCUUACGCCAAUGUCGAGCCGCAGCGCGCACGGGCCAAGGCGCGAGCCGAUUUCGUCAGGGACUAUAUCCGAAGGAAACUUGGGGAUUAACUAUUGAUCCCUUGAAAAUAUAUUUAAUUUUAGAGUUUUGUAACUGUUUUAUUUUAUUUUUACAGAUGUCUUCCUCUUGUCUUUUAGAUAUUGUAAUGAAUGGAUUGGUUUGAGUUUUUA